AUGAUAAUACGAAAGGGAGACGAAGACGAGGAUACUUGCCAGUUGCUGGGACCUGUGUCGAUCGGGAUUCAGGUGAUAAUGGGAGCUUGGAUUGUUAUGUCGUUAUUAAUGAAGAGGAACUACGAGCAUCCCAAGAGAAAGUUGAUCGUAUGGACAUACGACGUUAGUAAACAGCUAAUUGGUUCGUUGCUAGUUCAUUUUUUGAACUUGUUUAUCAGUGUUGUCCAGGAACAUAAGGCAAAUCUAACGUUCAGCUUAAACAUAGGGGACAACGGUUCAGGAGAUGAAGACGACCAAUGCGAUUACUAUUUUUUAAAUUUGCUGUUAGAUACGACCAUUGGUAUCCCUAUAUUCUGGGUUGCAUUCACUUGCAUUGAGAAGCUUUUUUCGUAUUAUAAUUUCAAGAACAUCGAAAGUGGGAACUACUUCACAACGGAGGGGGCUGCGGUUGGCAAAACAUCAGAGAAACCAUCCUUCGUUGCAUUUUUGAAACAACUGAAUAUUUUCACCAGUGGACUAAUAGUAAUGAAACUCGUCAUAUUCUUGGUGUUGUACUAUUUUGAAGAGUUUGCAUAUUGGUUAGCCAAUAUGCUACUGGGCUGGUCUGACCCGUGGCCGAAUUUCCAAAUUUUCCUGGUGAUGUUCAUCAGCCCCAUCGCGUUAAACUUAUUUCAGUACUAUUGCGUCGACAACAUCAUUAAGUUGCACUCUGACCAUCUAACACAACAAAACGCACACAAUUUCGAGCCCAUCACUGCCGUGGAGGACAACGCUGCCACAGACUAUAUCAACAGCAUUUCCUGCCAAAACAGCAUGAUGCCUGGGCAAUCGCCGGCGUACGAUAACGACUCCAGUAACAAGAACUCCAAGUACGGUUCCAUAUGA
Tetrapisispora phaffii CBS 4417 is the source of this 885-nucleotide messenger RNA. RefSeq lists its product as uncharacterized. Gene Ontology annotation, cellular component: membrane. The record is from RefSeq and is a predicted model, not a curated record. The transcript has a single exon. Bases 1 to 885 code for a protein of 294 amino acids. Lineage: Eukaryota; Fungi; Ascomycota; Saccharomycetes; Saccharomycetales; Saccharomycetaceae.